This is a messenger RNA of Scylla paramamosain (green mud crab), 1829 nucleotides long. RefSeq names its product myb-like protein I. The record is from RefSeq and is a predicted model, not a curated record. The coding region runs from base 263 to 1177 and encodes 304 amino acids. The transcript has 3 exons. Lineage: Eukaryota; Metazoa; Arthropoda; Malacostraca; Decapoda; Portunidae.
CGUUGCAAUUUCGAGACGACUCGAAGCUUUGGUCCGGCGCAAUGGGAGUUUCCUGGUCCAGCGCGCCGUGACAUCACAACAUGGAGGAAGAGCCGCAGCACAAGGAGGACGCAGUUCCUCAGGUCUGCUCGGCUGCCUCACUGCAUCAUUUCCCUGGUCCACUUGUCUACCUGGCUGGCUCCCCCGUGAGUUGGUGGCACCGCGAGGAUCCAAGGGUCGCCCGCACCCCUCGCUGGAGACGCCCCGCACGCUGAGGUCCUGGAUGAGAUGGAGGAAGAGGAGAAAGAAAAAGAGAAUAGAGAAGAGCGUGUGUGGUUGUGAUAAGGUCACAGAGCUGGCUGGUCUGAAGGAGGAGCUGCAGAUCCUGGCAAGUCGUCAUGUGGCGGACAACUGGCGGAUAAAACGUACCGAGGAGGCAACCUGGGGACAUGGAAGCCUCUCCUCCGCCUACCACGUUUUGAGCCAGCUGUCUUUUUUUCCAAAGCUGUACACCUCAACCCCACUCGCCCAGCAGCUGCAGCAAUACUUCCUCAGACUACUGACAGUCCGCGUGAACCGUUCAUCCACCGCUAGUGAAGUGGUACGCCCAAGGAUCAAGAGGGAGGACCGCGGCGUGAUGUACCUUCCCGUGAGAGGUGGUGGUGGUGGUGCCGCCGCCGCAUGUCCUUCCUACGCAGAUACUGUGUCGGCCUCCCUCACGCAGAUGGCCUUCGCUUCCGUAGCAGUCACCGUCUUCAACACAGUAUUUAACAUCGUGAACAACAUCAACAACAACAACAACAAUAACAACGUAAACAGCAAUAACAACGUGGCAAGUAACAACGCCAACGCGGCGAGCAACAACAACAACGGGAACCAGGUGGACGUGGUACUGCCGCCGCCAGUAGGGAGACGCCGACGCCACGAGCCCGCUUCCGCCUGGACACUGGCACCUACGACCGGAGAGAACCUCGUUGAUGUCUCGCACACUAGGGACUCCCUACACUUUAUUCGCGGCAGCAUCGAAGAUAUGGAUGGGUGCCUUCCUCGCAAGACGUACGCUCGUGCAGCCCUCGCUACUCUCCGCGCCCUGCAGGACAUCCUUCAUUCUCCAAGUUUUGCUUGUCAGGAAGAUGAAGGAAGAGUCGUGGCGACGCAGAGUUUUCAAUUUAGGCGUAGUGAUGCGGUGUUGACGUGAUGCAACACUGAGGUGAUGCAGGAUACACAGUGAAGGUUAGACCAGUUAGACCAGUGAGUGAUGUGAGAUUAUGAUGACUGACGCCUUGUUAAGCGUUCAUGGACAUGUAUGUAUAUAGAAACACUCGCGCGCACACUAAUAUCCACACAAAUAUCGUUAUAUCGUUAGGGAUCCAGGUCCAUCGUUGCGGGUCCGUACCAACACCACACUAUGUUACGGACCCGUUACGUACAAAUAUCUUUACGUUACGGGUCCCGUGCAAACUUUUUUUUUAUUAUUAUGGUUCUUGAGAUCAAUACGAUUUUACGUUACGGGUCCCGUGCAAUUUUUUUUUUUUUUUUUAUGGUUCUUGAGAUGAAUACGAUUUUUUUUUUGUUUAUUUAUGGUUCUUGAGAUGAAUACGAAUUUUUUUUGUACUGCUUUUUGGGAGGUUCAGGGAGAGAGGACACGGAAGUAUCAAACGGACGCAUUUAAUAUAGUAGUAGUUUACACAAGUAACGGGCGGGCGGGCGAGUCGCAUGACAUGUGAGCGGGUAGUAUAUAGUAGUAGUUAGUAGUAGUUGGUCACAGUGUGGCGUUUAACUUGGCGUUUAACUUAACGCUAGACAAAGAUGUGCGACUAGGAAAAUUUGAAUAAAAUUUGUAUACUAUG